CCACCCCAAUAUAUAGCAUGAUAGGGUUACACUUUGGUCUUUCUACCGGCAAAAGCAGAUUCAUUUGACGAGUCGAGAGCUGAAACGCGUCGUUGUAAUUUGCAACUGAGAGAGAAAUGAGGAAAUUCGAUCCAUGGCCCGUUUUCUUCAGGCGAGAGUGGAGCCGUAACUGGCCAUUCCUGGUCGGUUUCGCCGUCACCGGUGCUAUCGUCACCAAAAUGUCUCUUGGCCUCACUGAGGAGGAUGCGAAGAACUCUCCAUUUGUGCAGAGGCACAAGAAGUGAACUUUUAAAUUCCAAAGGCGCUCUGUUGGAUUGACACUUGAUUCGAUGGAAAGCACUGCUGAAUUAUUUUUCUUGUUUCUUCUUGCCUAGUUUUCCUUUUUCCCAAGUACUAAAAGGAGGAUAAUGUUUGAUAUCUGCUAUUCUGGAAUUUCGAUUCAGCUGCGACUGCUUUAAAUAAAAAUUUUGUUUAAAACACAA
This is a messenger RNA of Cornus florida, 482 nucleotides long. RefSeq names its product ATP synthase small subunit 6, mitochondrial. The transcript is spliced from 3 exons. Bases 117 to 284 code for a protein of 55 amino acids. The record is from RefSeq and is a predicted model, not a curated record. NCBI's taxonomy places the organism in Eukaryota, Viridiplantae, Streptophyta, Magnoliopsida, Cornales, Cornaceae.